CGCUUAGUCAAUAUGACUGACUACCUUGGAAUAUUAUGGAUCGUUUGGGUUAUCAUCAUCAUCAUAGCUAUUCUAUUAGCUAUUAGGCGUGCUCGACGAGCCAUCGGCAAUAGAAACGCAUCGCCAGCAGCGGCUUAUACAGUAUAUUCGUCUCCAGGCUCUUAUCCUCCGCGCUAUGUCGUUGGAAAUGACUCGACAGAGCAACCAAACCCAUUGUCCUCCAUGUACUAUGGGGCUCCAUACCCCCAGCCACCACUUCGAAACAAUGCAACUCCUUCGUCCUCCGCAUACCAAAAGCCAGACAGCAGCUCGGUGAUCGAUAUACCUCCUCCGUCAUAUCAGGAGCAUUCGAAGGAUCUGAGACUGCCUAAACCUGUUUAAACGCUCCAUAUGCAAUGUGCCAUUUUUCUACAAUCUUGUUCAACUAGUCCGGCCAAAAACGAAGCAUAUGCAACUACCCCCCCCUAUCUCAUGUAAAUCCCACCAGUAACAUUUAACAACCUUGUAAUACCUAUCUUUGUAUAUUUUCUUGAAUUGUUACAAUAUAUUAUUUUUCGGAACCCCAUUAAUGCAUUCUCGGCCAGCCAGCGA
This is a messenger RNA of Umbelopsis ramanniana AG, 591 nucleotides long. RefSeq lists its product as uncharacterized. The record is from RefSeq and is a predicted model, not a curated record. NCBI's taxonomy places the organism in Eukaryota, Fungi, Mucoromycota, Umbelopsidomycetes, Umbelopsidales, Umbelopsidaceae. The transcript is spliced from 2 exons. The coding region runs from base 13 to 381 and encodes 122 amino acids.